Molecule: messenger RNA, 2757 nt
Organism: Piliocolobus tephrosceles (Ugandan red Colobus)
Lineage: Eukaryota; Metazoa; Chordata; Mammalia; Primates; Cercopithecidae
Gene: RASGRP2
Product: RAS guanyl releasing protein 2
Exons: 17
Coding region: 696-2528 (610 amino acids)
Biological process (GO): Ras protein signal transduction
Cellular component (GO): plasma membrane
Molecular function (GO): calcium ion binding; guanyl-nucleotide exchange factor activity
Source: RefSeq, a predicted model, not a curated record
AGUCUGAGACCCGGGUCGGGGAGAGGGGGCAGCGGCCACGAGAGCUAAGGCGCGCUGGAUCCCCAGAGGGCGGAGGACCUCGCUGCGCAUCCAGCUUUUCCUAGCCACGUUACAUCGGGGCUCUCCCCCGCGAACCCCCAUUUCACAGAUGGGAAAAUUGAGGCUCCGAGAGGCCAAGUGAUUCUCAAGGUCACACGAGGAGGCGGCAGAGCCAGGCGGGGACGGUUCUGGGUGGCUUCUAGGAAAAGUCCUCCUGAGAACUCCGUACAGGAGCUCCCCCUUCCUCCAGCCUGGGGGAGUAUGUGUAGGGCCAGGGUACCUUUCCGUGGGGCAAGGUUCUGCCAAAAUCUGGGAGUGAGGGGAAUCAGGGCGUUGGGACCGCGGGGCGGGCCCUACACCGCAGAUGGGAGGGGGGCGACGGAAUGGGCGUGCGCACCCAUGGGGGUGUGUGCAUGUGUGUGGGAGUGUACAUGCGUGGAGAAGCACUGCUUUGCGUGUGUGCACACGUGUGAGGAUGUCAGCGCCUGUGUGGCGGCGGGACUCGAGGCUGGCCUGGCUCAAGUGAACAGCAGGUCCAGGAGGCGACCUCGUCCACGGGUUUGCAUUCUGGGGUAGACGAGCCGGGGGUUCGGUCCGAGACCGGUGGGAGGCUCCCGGAGCGCAGUCUGAGCCCAGCUCACCCCGCGCCGGCGGCCAUGGCGGGCACCCUGGACCUGGACAAGGGCUGCACGGUCGAGGAGCUGCUCCGCGGGUGCAUCGAAGCCUUCGAUGACUCCGGGAAGGUACGGGACCCGCAGCUGGUGCGCAUGUUCCUCAUGAUGCACCCCUGGUACAUCCCCUCCUCUCAGCUGGCGGCCAAGCUGCUCCACAUCUACCAACAAUCCCACAAGGACAACUCCAAUUCCCUGCAGGUGAAAACGUGCCACCUGGUCAGGUACUGGAUCUCUGCCUUCCCGGCGGAGUUUGACUUGAACCCGGAGCUGGCUGAGCAGAUCAAGGAGCUGAAGGCUCUGUUAGACCAAGAAGGGAACCGGCGGCACAGCAGCCUCAUCGACAUAGACAGCGUCCCUACCUACAAGUGGAAGCGGCAGGUGACUCAGCGGAACCCUGUGGGACAGAAAAAGCGCAAGAUGUCCUUGUUGUUUGACCACCUGGAGCCCAUGGAGCUGGCGGAGCAUCUCACCUACUUGGAGUAUCGCUCCUUCUGCAAGAUCCUGUUUCAGGACUAUCACAGUUUCGUGACUCACGGCUGCACUGUGGACAACCCCGUCCUGGAGCGCUUCAUCUCCCUCUUCAACAGCGUCUCGCAGUGGGUGCAGCUCAUGAUCCUCAGCAAACCUACAGCCCCACAGCGGGCCCUGGUCAUCACACACUUUGUCCACGUGGCAGAGAAGCUGCUGCAGCUGCAGAACUUCAACACGCUGAUGGCAGUGGUCGGGGGCCUAAGCCACAGCUCCAUCUCCCGCCUCAAGGAGACCCACAGCCACGUUAGCCCUGAGACCAUCAAGCUCUGGGAGGGUCUCACAGAACUAGUGACGGCGACAGGCAACUAUGGCAACUACCGGCGCCGGCUGGCAGCUUGUGUGGGCUUCCGCUUCCCUAUCCUGGGUGUGCACCUCAAGGACCUGGUGGCCUUGCAGCUGGCACUGCCUGACUGGCUGGACCCAGCCCGGACCCGGCUCAAUGGGGCCAAGAUGAAGCAGCUCUUUAGCAUCCUGGAGGAGCUGGCCAUGGUGACCAGCCUGCGGCCACCAGUACAGGCCAACCCUGACCUGCUGAGCCUGCUCACGGUGUCUCUGGAUCAGUAUCAGACGGAGGAUGAGCUGUACCAACUGUCCCUGCAGCGGGAGCCGCGCUCCAAGUCCUCGCCAACCAGCCCCACGAGUUGCACCCCACCACCCCGGCCCCCGGUGUUGGAGGAGUGGACCUCGGCUGCCAAACCUAAGCUGGAUCAAGCCCUUGUGGUGGAGCACAUCGAGAAGAUGGUGGAGUCUGUGUUCCGGAACUUUGACGUCGAUGGGGAUGGCCACAUCUCACAGGAAGAAUUCCAGAUCAUCCGUGGGAACUUCCCUUACCUCAGCGCCUUUGGGGACCUCGACCAGAACCAGGAUGGCUGCAUCAGCAGGGAGGAGAUGGUGUCCUAUUUCCUGCGCUCCAGCUCUGUGCUGGGGGGCCGCAUGGGCUUCGUACACAACUUCCAGGAGAGCAACUCCUUGCGCCCGGUCGCCUGCCGCCACUGCAAAGCCCUGAUCCUGGGCAUCUACAAGCAGGGCCUCAAAUGCCGAGCCUGUGGUGUGAACUGCCACAAGCAGUGCAAGGAUCGCCUGUCAGUUGAGUGUCGGCGCAGGGCCCAGAGUGUAAGCCUGGAGGGGUCUGCACCCUCACCCUCACCCACGCACAGCCACCAUCACCGCGCCUUCAGCUUCUCCCUGCCCCGCCCUGGCAGGCGAGGCUCCAGGCCUCCAGCAGAGAUCCGUGAGGAGGAGGUACAGACGGUGGAGGAUGGGGUUUUUGACAUCCACUUGUAAUAGAUGCUGUGGUUGGAUCAAGGACUCUCAUUCCUGCCUUGGAGAAAAGACUUCAACCAGAGCAGGAAGCCUGGGGGUGUUGGGGCAGGAGACUGGGGCUGGGGGUGGGAUAUGAGGGUGGCAUGCAGCUGAGGGCAGGGCCAGGGCUGGCGUCCCUAAGGUUGUACAGACUCUUGUGAAUAUUUGUAUUUUCCAGAUGGAAUAAAAAGGCCCGUGUAAUUAAUCUUCA